UGGCCCAAACAGCUGUUUCUGUCAAUUAGCCAAGUUAAUUUAUUUAUUUUCUGCUCAGGAUAAUGUCACAUAUUUCACCUGUUGCUCCACCACCACCACCAGCGCCUCUCCUGAAAGUCACUCCCGUGGCACCAGUUGUGACCAGAGAACGAACUAUUGUCAACAUAACCAGCGACGAAUGCAGCUGGGCCUGGGAAUAUCCGGAGCUGCAGAAAGGAUGCUAUCUUAGUCGCGUGUGCCAAUAUGCUCCACCGAAACACUGCCAGUACUACUCCGUGCCUAGCAUACUGCAGGUUGGCCCCACCUGCGGAUUGACAGCCCUGAGCAUUUUACUCGGAGGACAACCCACGGCAGCGCGUCUUCUGGAGGAUGCCAUUAACCAGGAGUUUACAAUAAAUGGAGAACUUUUCAGUGCUCAGUAUUUAUUUGAGCUAACGCGGAAAUACCUGCCAGGACCUGGAGCUUGCCAGCUGCACCAGGGCAAUCUCAGCUGCAAGAAAGUCAAGGAGCUGCUGAAAGCUGGUGGCUGCCUCCUAGUGCCUUACGAUGCUGAUGUGAAUCAUGCGCCCUGCCUAAAGUCCGGACACCGAGCUCACUGGGCCCUCAUUGUGGGCUACCUGGUGGACAUACAGGAUAAUUACUAUGUCUUGGCCCGACACGGCAAGACCAAUAAUUUGGCCGUUUGGUCCUUGGAAGCACUGAGCGAGAGCAAUGCCAAUUUAAAGGAAUUUGCACAGCCAAAGGGAUAUCCGGACAAUGAUUUUCUGCAGCCACCGGGUGGCAUAGGCGGCUCCUUGGGCCUGAACGAGCGCUCCAUUCUAGUCAACGGUCUGCCCCAGCAGGUGCUUCAUGUGCGCUGAUCCUGAAACCAGAUCACACACUUGUGUUCAAUAAAGAGACCAAAUAUUUUCGUA
Molecule: messenger RNA, 914 nt
Organism: Drosophila serrata
Lineage: Eukaryota; Metazoa; Arthropoda; Insecta; Diptera; Drosophilidae
Product: actin maturation protease
Source: RefSeq, a predicted model, not a curated record